AUGGCCAUCUUUUUUUGGGUUCUUGUUCUCAUCAUCCUCUUUUCAGAUUCAUUGAUGACCGGCACCCACAGCUUCCGCAUAGGAGUCGACUAUGGGCGUGUGGCGGACGACCUCCCUACGCCAUCACGUGUGGCUUCCUUCAUCGUUUCUCUCAACAUAACCCAUGUCAGAAUCUACGAUGCCGACCCAGAAGUUCUCUCGGCUUUCGCCAACACAAGUGUCGAACUCAUAAUCGGACUCGAAAACAAGUACAUUGAGAAUUUCACCGACCCGGCCCAAGCCCAGGAUUGGGUAAAAAAGAACGUGGCCCCUUACACCAACCGAACCAAUAUCAAGAUUAUAGCAAUCGGCAACGAGGUCCUCACUGGUAAAGACAUUAAGAUGAUGAUCUCCCUUCUGCCUGCAAUGAAAAAUGUCCAAAAAGCUCUUGCGGACCUUGGCCUGAGCCAACAAAUCUACGUGAGCACUGCACACUCGUUUGGGAUCAUGGCUGUCACAUUUCCCCCCUCGUUGGGCACUUUCAAGUCUGAACUCUUGGACUACCUCGUCGGCAUAUUGGGUUUCCUCUCCGAAACGGACUCCCCAUUUUUGAUCAAUGUUAACCCUUACUUUGCAUACAUGGAUGACCCAGAGCACGUGUCGUUGGAGUACGUGCUUUUUGAGCCCAACCCGGGCCAGACAGAUCCCAUCACCAACUUACAUUAUGAUAAUAUGUUGUAUGCACAGAUGGACGCAGUUAACUCGGCCCAAGAAGCUUCGGGCUUCAAGAGCAUACAUACUUAUUGGACCGAGACUGGAUGGCCUUCACAAGGAAGAAUAAGACGAGGGCCCUCGUUGGAGAACGCAAGAUUGUACAAUGGGAAUCUGUUGAAACGGGUGGAGGAGAAGGAGGGGACUCCCUUGAGGCCGUCGGACCCAAUCGACGUUUACAUAUUUGCACUCUUUAAUGAGGACCAAAAGCCUGGCCCGGAGACCGAGAGGCAUUACGGUCUCUUCUAUCCCAAUAUGACGCCUGUCUACGAUAUCGGGUUGCAGGCUGGUGGUGGUGGUGGUGCUAUUCAGCGCGUGGAUUAA
Messenger RNA from Striga hermonthica, 1074 nucleotides. NCBI's taxonomy places the organism in Eukaryota, Viridiplantae, Streptophyta, Magnoliopsida, Lamiales, Orobanchaceae. The record is from the annotation of a GenBank genome assembly.